This is a messenger RNA of Angiostrongylus costaricensis, 975 nucleotides long. NCBI's taxonomy places the organism in Eukaryota, Metazoa, Nematoda, Chromadorea, Rhabditida, Metastrongylidae. The record is from the annotation of a GenBank genome assembly.
AUGACAAUUCAGUUUGUCAACGGCACUUGUCCGGAGAUGUACAAGCCGUUGAUGUCAGGAGGCAUGAACGCCUUCUACAUGUACGUCUUUCCAAUACAAUUUUUUCUCGGAGUUAUCGGCAACGCGCUAAAUCUCUGCGUUCUGCUCAGCCGACAUAUGCAAAGUGAGGCGAAUUAUUUGUUAUCCGCUCUCGCUAUUGCUGAUAUAUUGCUAUUCCUAACAUUACUCCCAGAAGCUUUAGGAGUAUGGAGGAUAUUCUAUACAAACGAUCUCUUCAGGCGGUUUUAUUAUCGUUCUCAUACAAUGCGUCACUGGUUCUCCAAUGUAUUUUCAUGUAUGGCAUCAUGGUUGAUCUUAGCAGUUUCGGUUGAGAGGUAUAUGGGCAUUUCUUCGCCGAUGCAUACGCGGUGUGAAUGGCGCGAAUCUCGUGUGCGGUAUUUGGUUCUGUUCAUCCUAAUGGGCAGUUUGUUGUUGACGGCUUUUCAUCAUUUCGAAUACAAAUACGGUUAUACUACAAUGUGCAACGGUACUCUUACCUACGCUAAACUCGUCCACUUAGAAAAGGUUCGCCAUUUAUUUCCAUCUACACUAAAACCUCAUGAAACCUUCUUGAAAGUGUCACAAAUCGCUCUGGUUGUCGUUCUUCCGUUAGUAGGAGUGGUUGUGCUCAACCUGAAGAUAAUCGUCGUGCUGAGACGCAGUAGUGUGCUAGUGACCAGGUCAACAAGAAUCAAUAAACUGUGGAAAAUUAUUCUCAAACAGUUUCUAUUCAGUGACACGGAUUCACGUCAGAGACGCGACCGUAAAGUAACUAUUACCGUUCUCGCCAUCAUCACCUGCUUCUUCCUCACGCAUGUACUCAACCGCAUUCUUUCUGUUAUGAAUUUCGUGCUUUUCUGUAUGUCAUCAGCUUUCUUCAGAAGGAGACUCCUUAUCAUCAUCAAAGGCAGGGUAAGUAUCGCAAAAAAGUUUUAG